ACUGCAUUAUUCUGUACAGUCUUUCUUUGUAUCUUUGUUUUAGAUAUAGUUUUUCUAAUCUGUGACAGUGUACAUUUGUACGUUGAAUGAAUUUUUUCUUUUUCAUUUGAUAAAUUUUCUCUCCAAAUUCGAGAUAUUUCUAAUCUAAAUAUCAUAAACUGUAAUAUAAAAUGUAUAUUAUAUAAAUUAGAAAAGAAUAUAAUUUUGCUAAAAUGUCGAGCAAAUAUCAAAAUACCAGUCUUGCUGUGCAGAAUCAGCUGGUGCAAUGGCUCAACGAAGCCGGUAUGACGGAGGGCAACAAAAAAGCAAAUUUGCUGCGUAAAUCUAUAGAAAUUCUUAUGCAUCAAACACCACAAAUGAUUCCUGUUUACAUGGACAAUAUAUUAAGCUGUGUUAGUGAUAAGUCCACUGAUGUUAAAAAACUAGUUGCAGGUUUUAUUGAAGAAUUAAGUAAAAAACAUCCAGACCAUCUACCUAAGAUAGUGGGUCAGCUUCGGCUUCUACUUUUGGACAAUGUGAUUGCUGUGCAGAAGCGAGCAAUACAGGCCGCUAGCAUUCUGUACAGAAACACUUUAACAUGGAUCUGUAAUAGUGACUCACAGCCAUCAGAGUUGCAGUAUGUUUGGGAACAUCUUACACAGUUAAAGCUUUUAGUUUUAAACAUGAUAGACAGUGACAAUGAAGGUAUUCGGACACACUCAAUUAAGUUUUUGGAGGAAGUGGUGUUAUUGCAGAGUUCUAGUGAUGGUACAGAUAGUGAACUCAGCCUUGACAGCCUGCCAAGGCACCUUUCAUUCAUUAACAGGCGAGCUCUUGAGGAAGAAUCAGAGCACAUAUUUAAAUUGUUAGUUAAAUUUCACAACUCACAACAUAUUUCUAGUGUGAACUUGAUGGCUUGUAUGACGACAUUAUGCUUACUAGCUAAACUUCGACCAAAAUACUUGGCCCGAGUCAUUCAAGCAUUAGGGGAUCUACAUACCACAUUACCACCAACAUUGUCACAAUCUCAAGUCAAUUCAGUGAGAAAACAUUUAAAGAUGUUACUGAUAAAUCUCAUAAAGCAUCCAUCAUCUAAUGAAAUGUUGCCACAACUUACACAACUGCUAAUAGACAUAGGCAUGACAACUCAGGAAAUAAACAAAGCUUUACCAAAAGAAAAAAGGAAUAAAAGAUUAGGUGAAAUUAGAAAUGGAGAUACUCCAUCAAAGAAAAUUAGGAUUGACUCACCACAAAGUAAUAGUCAAGGAAGUGACAGUAACAGUAAUAGUCGGAGUGAUUUCAAUCUUUUCGAAGAUGAUAGCAAUCAGAGCAUAAAACCUGCAGUUACAGAAGACACACUCUUUGAAGGUUUGAAUAGUGUGGAAAAUGUUGUUAACCUCGUAACAAGCACAUUAUUGACUAAUCUUCCAAAUGAAAUGCCCAGUGAUUUCAUUAAUGUCUACAAACCUAUACCCAACUCUGGAAGUAAAGCACAAAAGAGAAGUUUGGCAAAAUUAAUAUUAUCAGUAAUUAAAGGUGAACCUGUUGCUCUUCCGCCAGAUGAGAGACCAUCUUUGUCAGACAUUGCUGCUAAAAUUCCUUUACUCAGAGAUGAUGAUGAGAAGGUAACUCUAAAAAAUGCUGUGGCUAAAUUACAAGAAUCUACAAAAGAAAAGCAGGUAGAAAGUGCUAUUUUUAAACUUAUGGAAGAAACUCGCCAAGAGCACUUGAAAGAAGAGGAAAGACGAGCAAAAGAAAAGGAAAAGAUUAUACCACCACCAACACCUACAGUUCCUAAACUCAAGCAAAAGGUUAAACUAUUGAAGUUGCAAGAAAUAACUCGACCCAUACCUAAGGAGAUAAAAGAGAAACUUAUGAUUCAAGCAGUUGGCAGAAUUUUAAAAGCGGAAAAAGAAAGCGCAAUUGGUGGCGCCGCUCAAAUUCGAGCAAAGUUUAUAACUAUUUUUGCAUCAAGUUACACGCCAGAAAUUCGAAACAUAGUUCAAAAUUACAUUCUAGAAGAUCCAAUGACUAGGAUAGAUUUAGCUAUCUCAUGGCUGUAUGAGGAAUAUGCUUUUAUGCAGGGAUUUAAUCGUCAUCCAGUGACUUUACAGCCCAAAGUGCAUGAGAAACCUGAUCAAAAUUACAACCAGUUGCUGUGUGCACUAAUUACUGAAAUAUCAGAGAAUGGUGAUCCUGCUGUGGAAAAUUCAAAGGAUGUGUUACUGAGAAAGAUAUAUUCAGAAGCUCCAUUAAUUACGGAUGAAGCAGUAGAUUAUUUGAAACAUUUAGUGACUGAAGAAAAGUUCGCAUUUUUAGCAUUAGAUGUAUUGGAGGAACUGUGUAUUAUGAGACCACCUCGUGCUCACAAGUAUGUGGCGUCGCUCGUGUGCCAUGUUUUAUCUGAAAAUGAAGAAAUUAGGGAGACUGCAUUGAAGUUAGUUGUGAAGAUCUACACACGUUGCACAGAUGCUGUUAAAAAAGUGAUAGAGAAACAUGCAAUGUUGUACUUAGGAUUCAUAUCACUAGGAAGUCCACCACCUGAACUGCUCACCGCCCGGCACGGCAUCCGAGUGCCAUGGAACGAUGAAAUGUUCAAACUGUGUUUGAACUUGAUUAUGGCACUGUUCCCUCAUAAUGAAGAGCUAAUCGUGGAGGUGGGCCGCGUGUACGGGUGCGCGGGCUCGGACGCGAAGCGCGUGGUGCUGCGCGCGGCGGAGGGCCCGGUGCGCGCGGUGCUGGCGGCGGCCGCGGCCGCGGGCGGGGGCGGGGGCGGGGGCGGGGGCGGGGGCGGGGGCGGGGCGGCACCGCAGCUGCGGCCCGCCUUCCGCGCGCUGCUCGACGAGUGCCCUCGCGGCGCAGAGACGCUCUUGACCAGGCUCGUGCAUAUAUUCACAGAGAAAGCGCCGCCGAGUGCGGAGUUAGUGUCCCGCGUGCGGGAAUUGUACGCAACUCGGGUGUCGGACGUAAGGUUCCUCAUACCCGUCCUUACUGGAUUGUCUAAGAAAGAGAUACUGGCUGCUUUACCAAAAUUAAUAAAGUUGAAUCCUAUAGUUGUAAAAGAGGUAUUCAACAAGUUGCUGGGCUUACAGAAUAUUCAUGAAGAGAACUCUCCAGUCACUCCUGCCGAACUACUUAUAGAACUACAUUUAAUAGACCCAAGCAAAGCGGAUCUCAAAUACAUCAUAAAGGCGACGGCACUAUGCUUUGCUGAGAAACUUAUAUAUACGCAAGAUGUGGUGGCGGCAGUACUACAGCGGUUGAGCGAGGAGCCAGAGAUCCCGGUGCUGCUAAUGCGCAGUGUACUACAAGCCCUCACUCUGUACCCUGCUCUCGAGCCCCUAGUACUCAACGUGCUGCAGCUUCUCAUAGACAAGGAGGUGUGGAUGAACAAAGUGGCGUGGGAGGGCUGGAUCAAGUGCUGCACGCGGUUACUGCCUGCCUCGUGCAGUGUUCUUGUCGUUUUACCGCCGCGAGGGCUGCAAGCGUUUCUCUCGUCCGCGCCCACAGCGCUGCAGCCGCUGCGCGCCCAUCUCGCCACGCUGUCGCCCCCACUGCCCGCGCACCUUACAUCGUUAAUGCACCAGGAAGCUCAGUAUACGCAGCCACUGAACCCAUUAGAGCCGCUGCCUCCCGGAAUGGAAUGACCCAAGCACUCGCGCAACAUCACUCAUUUCACUGUGACUGAAGGACGAUAGUUACUAAGUGUGAAAAUCCUAUGAACAUUGUGUUAUCUUUGUAAAUUAGUUAUUUAAAUACAACAUUAUGUUUAUCUU
Galleria mellonella (greater wax moth) is the source of this 3755-nucleotide messenger RNA. It is a transcript of the gene Sym, whose product is annotated as symplekin. The transcript has 13 exons. The record is from RefSeq and is a predicted model, not a curated record. The coding region runs from base 213 to 3626 and encodes 1137 amino acids. Gene Ontology annotation, cellular component: mRNA cleavage and polyadenylation specificity factor complex. Lineage: Eukaryota; Metazoa; Arthropoda; Insecta; Lepidoptera; Pyralidae.